This is a messenger RNA of Colletotrichum gloeosporioides, 1413 nucleotides long. RefSeq lists its product as uncharacterized. Lineage: Eukaryota; Fungi; Ascomycota; Sordariomycetes; Glomerellales; Glomerellaceae. The coding region runs from base 1 to 1413 and encodes 470 amino acids. The record is from RefSeq and is a predicted model, not a curated record. The transcript has a single exon.
AUGACACUGAGUCAUUGUUGGGGACAGGCAGAUUGUCUUAAGUUGACUACGGACAACUUAACCGAGCUGUCUAGCUGGCUGCCGGCCACAUGUCUUCUGCGGCUAUACCAAGAGGCCGGAGAUGUAGCACGACUACUAGGAGUGAGAUAUCUGUGGAUAGACUCUCUCUGCAUUAUCCAAGACGGAGACAAGCUGUCGGACUGGCGUCAUGAAUCGACUCUCAUGGAUAAAGUUUACUCAGCAGCUUUUUGCAACAUCUCAGCAUCGACGGCUUCUGAUGCGCAUCAUUCUCUGUUCCAUGAUCGCAGGGCAGAAACUUACAUGUGGCAAACUGUCCAACUCAAGCGACAGGGGCAAACUUCAGUCUACCGUAUCGUGGACGAAGACACAUGGCGAACAGACGUGCACGACGCACUGGUCAAUUCGAGAGCCUGGGUACUUCAGGAGCGCUUACUUUCUCGAAGAAUUCUUCACUUUGGAGAAAGGCAGAUUUCGUGGGAGUGCCGGGAGAAUAAUGCGGCUGAGUUCUACCCAGAGGAUGUCCCACGGACUAUCCUUUGUCAAGUCAAUCCAUCUCCACGGCAACUUAGCCAAUUUGAUGACAAGCGCGUAGCAUUAUCCGAGCCCGAACCUGCAUACAAUGAUGUGCUAUGCGCUUGGGAAGACAUAGUCUCCACUUACAGCGGUAGCAGACUUUCAUUUUCUGCUGACAGAAUGAUUGCCCUUUCAGCCGUUGCGAAGAAAAUGGCACAAGUCUUGGACGACGAAUAUGUAGCGGGCAUGUGGCAUCGCACUCUGAAGCAGGAAAUGCUUUGGGCAGUCCGAGAUUCAGUGCCGAUUUCGACUUGUUCUGAGUCUUCCUACCGGGCCCCGAGUUGGUCAUGGGCGGCCGCAGAUGGUUCAGUGUUUUCAUCUGGGCGAGUGGUGUAUCCUACGGAGUUCUUCAUCGAGAUCGAGGAUUACCACCUGGAUUACGUUACUACAGAAGUGACUGGGCUUCUUGAAGGCGGCUGGGUUCGUUUAUGGGGCGCUCUGAAACCCUUGUGUCUUACCCGAACCCAGAAAACAGACGAGCUCAAUGGACUAGACUGGGAAGCCACGAUCAACACAACGAAAUAUCAAACAGGUGGGACGAUUAUGUCCGUAGCCUUGGACACCUUUCACCAGGACUUCGAACUUCAGAACGCUGAGUCGUCGCUCUACUGCAUUCCGUGUGCUGUAGAGGAGACGCAGGGGUUCAAAAUCAUGCUUCUUGAGAUACAAAAUCGAAGUCGGGGCAUAUUUCGUCGAAUUGGCAUGAUUACACAUCUUGACGAGGAAAGCCGAGAGCAGAUCCUGGGGCCCUGCGACGAUGAACACAGUUUUCCUUGUGAAGAAUACAGAAAUGGAAAACAUCUGAUACGGAUCAUCUAA